UUGGUGGCGCCCUCUGACGUCGAUGGAUGCUCACUUGUUAUCGGAUAAGUUGUUGUUCGUCGGCUUUCAGUUUGAGUUGUAAAAUAUUAUAAAUGGUAAGUAAUAAACCUUGGACUGCUAUGACUGAUAGCUCCAACUUUUCUAACGACGGAUUCCAAGCAGAAGAGGGAGCCACCCGUCUGAUACCUGACGACCAGGGAUCAGAGCGAACGACCCCUGACCCCACGCGACACCCUGACGUCAUCGCCGCCGAAGCCAUGAACCAGAACGUGUAUCACGACACCGUCGACUACGGCGCCAUGUCGUGGACCGGCGACACCCAGCAAGAGGACGCCACCGUCGCCGCCGCGCCGCGCGAGAUGGCGGCUCCCGCGAUGCCGGCGCGGCGCAACGUUGGGGAGGACGGCGGCGGCGGCGGUCGCGAGGCGGAGGAGGAGGAGGUGGAGGAGGAGGAAGAGCUGAAAUAUGGCGCCGCUCACGUCAUCAUGCUCUUCAAGCCCGUCACCAUCUGCAUGCUCGUCGUCAUAGCAACGAUCAGCAGCGUGACGUACUACACGGAGAAGACCGGCUACCUGAUCUACACGCCGUUCCACGAGGAGACGGACGACCCCGGCUCGAAGGCGUGGCAGUCGAUCGCAAACGCGCUCAUCUUCAUGGGCUUCAUCGUCGUCAUGACGAUGGUGCUCAUCGCGCUGUACAAGUACCGCUGCUACCGCGUCAUUCACGGCUGGCUGAUCCUCUCCUCGCUGCUCCUGCUCUUCCUCUUCUCCUACAUCUACCUCGGCGAAGUCCUCGUCGCCUACAACGUCCCGAUGGACUACUUCACCGUCGGCUUUGUCAUGUGGAACUUCGGCGUCGUCGGCAUGGUCUGCAUCCACUGGAAGGGUCCGCUGAAGCUGCAGCAGGCCUACCUGAUCGUCGUCAGCGCGCUCAUGGCGCUCAUCUUCAUCAAGUUCCUGCCCGACUGGACGACGUGGGUUCUCCUCGGCGUCAUCUCCGUCUGGGACCUCGUCGCCGUGCUCUGCCCGAAGGGACCGCUGCGCGUGCUCGUCGAGACGGCGCAGGAGCGCAACGAGCCGCUCUUCCCCGCUCUCAUCUACUCGUCGGCGAUGAUGUGGGGCGUGACGAUGGCGGACGACGUGCCGCGCUGCGACGGCGGCGACGCAGGGGGGUUCUCCGAGCGGUGGGAGGGCGAGGCGGAGGCGCGGCGCGGCGAGAGGGAGCGCCGGCGGCAGGAGCGGCUGAGCAGCAGCGGCAGCUCAGGGCAGCAGGCGCGCAACGCGGUACGGGUGCUUAACGCGACGCAGGUAGAUGCUGGUUCUGCUGCUGCUUAUACGUGCUCUUCUCGUUCGCGGAGGGCGCCGGCGGACGCGUCGUCGGCCUCGGCAGACGACGAGGAACGCGGCGUGAAGCUCGGCCUCGGCGACUUCAUCUUCUACAGCGUGCUCGUCGGCAAGGCGUCGUCGUACGGCGACUGGAACACGACGAUCGCGUGCUUCGUCGCGAUCCUCAUCGGUCUGUGCCUCACCCUGCUGCUGCUCGCCAUCUACCGCAAGGCGCUGCCCGCGCUGCCCAUCUCCAUCACGUUCGGACUGACGUUCUACUUCACGACAUCGCUCAUCGUGCAGCCGUUCGCCGACCGACUCGCCGUCGAGCAGGCCUACAUAUAGGGGGCGCCGCGGCGCGCGCGUCGAGCAGGCCUACAUCUAGGGGGCGCCGCGGGGCGCACGUCGAGCGUCGAGCAGGCCUACAUCUAGGGGGCGCCGCGGGGCGCACGUCGAGCAGGC
Messenger RNA from Priapulus caudatus, 1787 nucleotides. Its product is annotated as presenilin-1-like. The record is from RefSeq and is a predicted model, not a curated record. Gene Ontology annotation, molecular function: aspartic endopeptidase activity, intramembrane cleaving. The transcript is spliced from 3 exons. Gene Ontology annotation, cellular component: membrane raft; cell cortex; neuromuscular junction. NCBI's taxonomy places the organism in Eukaryota, Metazoa, Priapulida, Priapulimorpha, Priapulimorphida, Priapulidae. Gene Ontology annotation, biological process: negative regulation of apoptotic process; protein processing; amyloid precursor protein catabolic process. Bases 93 to 1670 code for a protein of 525 amino acids.